AUGCGCGCACACAGAAACCCAAUCUACAGGCGUGACUCAUGAAUUUCUGAUAUAUAAGCUCUUCUGGGAUAUAUAAUAACAAUAAUAUAUAUAUAUUAGAAUUGUUUUUACAAAUGGCAACUGUACAUAAAUCUAUAUGGACGUUGAAACGCUUUGGACGUUUUUUGCCUGGGACCAAAGAAGACGGCGGUAAUCCAUGGAAGAUGUUUGAGCCCAGUGAAAGCGCGGGUGAAUUGGUGCUCACCAUUGUGGAAUCUGGUCAUAUGUUGGUGUCCCAAGGCCACGAUCUUCUGGAUGGGUUUUCCUUACUUGAUGCUCCAAGCUACCUCAAAGUUCAGCAGAAAUCAGAUACCCUGCUGUUCCGUCUGACUGUUAAGGGGGAGAGCCGUCUGAUCAGGAUGCAGUUCAGUGGCAGCAGGGCUGAGGCCCUGGAGGAGUGUAGCAGUGCAGUACUCAGACUGAAGGAGUACCUGCCUGUCACCACACAGGGGGGGCCACCACCACCACCACUCAGCUGCCCCCCAACACCCAAUCAGCCCCCUACCAAGACCACUGCACAGAAUCAACAGGCGGGUGCUGGGGAGGCUAUGGCUACUGAACCGGAGGUCGUCCAGGGCUCUUUAUCCAUCAAACGUCUUACCCAGCACUUCCUGGGCGAGCAUGGUCUGUCUUUGCCCCUGGUGUACCGCCACAGUGCUCUGUCCCGUGGGGAGCUGGAGCCCUUUGUCCGCCUGUGUCUCUUGGACCCCAGCUUCCCUGCCUUGGUGGAGGAGGUGGAGGGGGAGCUGAGGAAGGUGCUCCAGGACUGAGGAGCUGAAGCUCAUCAACACAAACAGCAGAGAGAGACAGGUCAACUCACUACACACGGUACACAUGUGGGAGGUGGGUUGUGGAAGAGUUGGGGGAUGUGUUGUUCUUCAUGCUGCUGAUUUUGUAAAUGUGUGCUGGAACAUAGUGACCAUUGUGUUGUAUGAGGAUAUUUAAACUGGCACAAAUGUUGCGGUUUCUAGAAAUGAUUUUCGAGGCAAAGAAACUAAAUGUAUUUUGGAGCCUUUUAUUUUCAAAAAUGUAUUGGUCUCGUAUGUUAUUGGUCUGAUGUUUUAUUGUGGCUAGAGAUACCGUAGCUCCUUCCAUUUCCAGCCUAAUGUCGGUCCAUUUGCACUGCAAUACACAUGGAUACACUGUAUUUAUAGGACAGGAGUCAUGCAGCUACAGCAGUGCAUUUUGCUAUACCAGCUUCCAAGUGAUCCCACAAUAUUAAAGCUUCACUGAGAAAAACAAACUACCCCCAAUAUAUCUAUAUAUGAAUACAUAUUGCAUAGGAUAAUAGCCAUGCUGUACAAUUUCAGAAAAAUAAAAAUGAAUGAAUUAAGUUGGGAAAUAUAAAAUGUAUUUUUUUCUUCACAUACAGUAUUUGCUAUUGUUUGAACACUCAUACCUCAACAUAUACAAGACAUCCUAAGUUACUCUGAAAAAUAAACACUUAAUUGUAAUUUUAUAUAUAACUAGAUAGAUAUAUAGUAGUCAUUUUCUAUAGUCAUUUUCAAGUAAAUACUGCCAGACUUUGAAUCCCUUGCAUCACAUUUUCACUAUAAUGGCUGUUAAGAGUGGACUUUCCUUUCACUAAAUCAAACAUAGUUUAAUGAAUCAGCUGUACAAAGUUAUUUAAGAAUAUAACAGUAUUUUUCAGGUCAGGACAAUUUCAUAAAAAAACAUAAUUCCUUUGGAUGCAAAAUAGCCA
This is a messenger RNA of Oncorhynchus keta (chum salmon), 1741 nucleotides long. RefSeq names its product REC114 meiotic recombination protein (gene rec114). The coding region runs from base 114 to 809 and encodes 231 amino acids. Lineage: Eukaryota; Metazoa; Chordata; Actinopteri; Salmoniformes; Salmonidae. The record is from RefSeq and is a predicted model, not a curated record. The transcript is spliced from 6 exons.